This is a messenger RNA of Gopherus flavomarginatus (Mexican gopher tortoise), 1736 nucleotides long. Its product is annotated as serine/arginine-rich splicing factor 7-like. NCBI's taxonomy places the organism in Eukaryota, Metazoa, Chordata, Testudines, Testudinidae. Gene Ontology annotation, cellular component: nuclear speck. Gene Ontology annotation, molecular function: RNA binding; zinc ion binding. Gene Ontology annotation, biological process: mRNA splicing, via spliceosome. Bases 81 to 785 code for a protein of 234 amino acids. The transcript is spliced from 8 exons. The record is from RefSeq and is a predicted model, not a curated record.
CUCUAUAUAACCGGCUCGCGGCGCCUGCGCGCAGAAAGGCAGGCAGCAGGCGAGGCUGGGUGGCAGUUGGCGCGGGAACCAUGUCGCGCUACGGCCGCUAUGGAGGCGAGACCAAGGUGUACGUGGGGAACCUGGGCACCGGCGCCGGCAAGGGCGAGCUGGAGCGAGCCUUCAGCUACUACGGGCCCCUGCGCACCGUCUGGAUCGCGCGGAACCCGCCGGGCUUCGCCUUCGUGGAGUUCGAGGACCCGAGGGACGCGGAAGACGCGGUGCUCGGACUGGAUGGAAAGGUGCUGUGUGGCUCGCGGGUGAGAGUGGAGCUGUCCACGGGCAUGCCCCGCCGCUCCCGCUACGACAGGCCUCCCGCGCGGCGCCCCUUCGAUCCCAACGACCGAUGCUACGAGUGUGGAGACAAGGGUCAUUAUGCUUAUGACUGUCACCGCUAUAGUCGGAGGAGGAGGAGCAGGUCACGGUCUCGAUCUCAUUCAAGGUCCAGAGGAAGAAGGUAUUCUCGGUCACGCAGCCGAAGCCGUGGUAGGAGAUCCAGGUCAGCUUCCGUUCGCAGAUCGAGGUCGGUAUCACCUCGUAGAUCUAGAUCAGCCUCACCCCGUAGAUCCCGAUCACGUUCUCUAAAAAGAUCAAGGUCUAGAUCAAGAUCCAGAUCCAGAUCUGCUUUAUGGCCACGAAGCAGCCGAUCAAAGUCCAGAUCACCAUCUCCAAAGAGAAGUCGUUCACCAUCAGGAAGCCCUCGAAGGAGGAGUGCAAGUCCUGUAAGAAUGGACUGAAAUUUCAAAGUUAACCUUUUAGGAAGAAAGUUAUUUUGUUUACGUUGUUAUAAGGGAUUUUGUGUCUGAUGUAAAUGGUAAGGGCUUAGUCCUAGAAGGGUAUUUCAAUCAAAUAACAAUUGGCCUGGAUUGGGAUCUUCUAAAUUGUGACAUCACAUUCAUAGAUUAGUGCGCAACUUUUUUUGUUGUAUGCAUUUGCAUCCUGUGAUCUGAAAAUGUGGACUUUUUUUUUAUUGACACAUAGAAAUAAAAUGUGUAUUUCUAACUAAAAACCUCUUUGUGGUAGACCUACUGCUUCUGUUAAUGCUUCAGUAACUUUAAAGCAAGUCAUGUAUGUCAUUGAAGUUGUCAUUAUAAAGGUAGUCAAACUUAAAAAAUUGAUGGCUAUCAAACAGUCAUCUCAGUUUAUUUUGAAUUCUAGAAAAAGGUGUAUCUUUAAUUUCUGCUUUUGUUCUGAGAUAUGGAUGAGGUGACGCAAGUUAAAGGUGAUCUGCAAAGUGUUAUUACAGAAGGUGCUUGUGCCUUUUUUUAAUACAUUUUUGAUUCUGAAAGUGUCCUAAAAGGAAGUGUAACUUUUGUUCUACUGGUUUUUGACUUAAAAUGAUUGGGAAUGUAAAGUCUAGUCUUCCCUGGCCAUAUUGGAGAAUCAAUGAGGUAUAAAAUGUUUUGAAUUCUUAAAUGAAGGUGUUGAAAGGAGUUUUUACUCACAGUGAAGUUAAAUGGCUGUUAACUUUUAACCAGAGUGUUUACAAAAUUGUAAACAGCUCAAUUGCUCCUACUUUUUACAUAUAAAGAAGCCGAAAAGGGCACAAGCACAGGGUUGUGGGUUUUUUUUUGCAGGUUACCUUUAAACCGUGCAUGUUGAGGGAGAAAAAAAAUACAGCUGUCACGACUUCUCUUCUGCAACCAACUUUGUCCAAUUAAACAAAUUAGGGGGGGAAAUGAACUAAA